Messenger RNA from Gadus macrocephalus (Pacific cod), 2699 nucleotides. It is a transcript of the gene ggt1b, whose product is annotated as gamma-glutamyltransferase 1b. The transcript has 13 exons. Gene Ontology annotation, molecular function: glutathione gamma-glutamate hydrolase. The record is from RefSeq and is a predicted model, not a curated record. Lineage: Eukaryota; Metazoa; Chordata; Actinopteri; Gadiformes; Gadidae. The coding region runs from base 184 to 1890 and encodes 568 amino acids. Gene Ontology annotation, cellular component: plasma membrane. Gene Ontology annotation, biological process: regulation of inflammatory response; glutathione catabolic process; regulation of immune system process.
GAUAUUCCCUACUUUGAAGGCUACAUAAGGGCCUGUUGAUUAUUGCUGGAACCAGGUGAUAGAAAGAGAGCUUUGCAAGAAGCACGCACUACAGCGUUCUACUCAAGCCAAGGUUUUCGGCGGGUCGAUCUUGGUGGUGUUUGUUGUUCCUUGUGACCGGUGUUCAGUUUUCGGCGUGAGGACAUGGUUAGCAAGACGGUGGUGUUGGCCCUGGCGCUGCUGCUGGUGGCGGCAGCGGCCACCUUCCUGGGGGUGUUCUUCGGAGUCAGCAGUCCCUCCGAGGGGGGCUUCUCCAGGGCGGCCGUGGCCGCGGACGCCGGGCUCUGCUCCGAGAUCGGGAGAGACAUGCUGCAGAAAGGCGGGUCUGCGGUGGACGCCAUGAUCUCCUCCCUGCUGUGCGUGGGCAUCGUGAACCCACACAGUGCGGGUAUCGGCGGGGGGCUGUUCAUAACCAUCUACAACGGAACCACGGGCACAGUGGAAACCAUUGAUGGAAGAGAAGUUGCUCCGGGGAAUGCCACCGAAAACAUGUUUGGGACCGACAAAGAUUUAUCCCGGACAGGCGGACUGGCCAUUGCUGUACCAGGAGAAAUUCGAGCUUUCGAAAUGGCACAUCAACGUCAUGGCAAACUACCAUGGAGAGACUUGUUCCAGCCGUGUAUUGAACUGGCAAAAAAUGGGUUUCCUAUGGGUUCUGCGCUAGCUGGUGCUAUCAAGGAGUACAAGGAUGCCAUCUUAAAGGACCAGGCCUUAUGUGCGGUGUUUUGCGGGGCUAAUGGGACCUUGUUGAAAGAAAACGAUACAGUGAAAAACCUCAAACUGGCAGAGACCUACCGCAGGAUAAGCGAAGAGGGGGCAGAUGCCUUCUAUGUGGGACCCAUGGCUGAAGCCCUUGUGAAGGAUAUUCAGGCCAAAGAUGGCAUCGUGACCUUGGAGGACCUGAGGGAUUACAGGCCGGUUCUGGAUGAAAACCCCUUGAAGGUCAACAUUGGGGGGUACACCAUGGUGACUCCCAGCGCCCCCGCCAGCGGGCCGGUCCUGUCCCUGCUGCUGCUCAUCUUGGAGGGCUACAGUUUCUCGGCGAAGAGCGUGUCGAGCCCCGAGGCGCGGGUGCUGACCUACCAUCGCGUGGUGGAGGCCUUCCGCUUCGCCUACGCCAAGAGAACGCUGCUCGGAGACCGCCACUUCCUGAACAUCACCGACCUGAUCCAGAACAUGACCUCGACCUGGUUCGCCAGGGGCCUGCGGGAUCGCAUCACGGACAACACCACGCAUCACAUGAACUACUACGAGCCUGAGUUCUACAUGCCCGACGACGCCGGCACCUCCCACCUCUCCAUCGUAUCUGAGGACGGCAGCGCAGUCGCGGCCACCAGCACCAUCAACACCUUUUUUGGCUCCAAAGUCAUGUCCUCCACUGGAAUCCUCCUCAACAACGAGAUGGAUGACUUCAGCUCCCCAAACAUCACCAACGCCUUCGACCUCCCGCCCUCACCCAGAAACUUCAUCCGGCCUGGAAAGAGGCCCAUGUCGUCCAUGGUUCCUACCAUCCUCCUCGAUAAGGACAACAGAGUUAAGAUGGUGGUGGGGGGCUCGGGGGGCAGCAAGAUCACCACCGCCAUCGCACAGGUUAUCCUGAAAGCGCUGUACUUUAACUUUGAUUUGAGGACAGCAGUAGGGGAGGCCAGACUCCAUAAUCAGCUGAGCCCCAACGCGACCACGGCCGAACCUGGCUUUGACAUGAAAGUGCUGGAGGGCCUGGCCCUGAAAAACCACGAGACGAAGGCCCUCAAGUCAACGGGGGCGGUGAUCCAGGCGGUGGUUCGCCAUGGCAACCGCCUCCACGCUCAGUCAGAUCCCAGGAAAGGGGGCUACGCCGCCGGGUACUAGUCUAGUUAGAUGCCUACCCCCCCAGCAUCAUGAAGAGAAUGACUCACUGUGGAACAAAAGCAGGACCAGGUGUGGAUGUCAUCCGUCCCCAAACAGCAGCUCAGUCCUCGGGGAAACGUGCUCCUUGUCUCCGCCGACAGCAAGUUGUUGUUUUUUACAGAUGGAUUAUGACUUUGUUGUAGGUUCGCUGUACUUCAGUGCAGUUCCUUUUUUUUUUUUUUUUAAGACUGCGUACUCUGACAAAAGUGGUUUAGAUCAAACAUAACUAAUAUUUAAUGUGUUUUGAAGAUUGUCCAUUUUGCUAUGAUCAAAAUGUCCCUGCCAUACUCAUGGUAACUAAUAUGACACUACAUAUUUCACUUUCUUUUUCAUCAAGUAUUAUGGUGCUCAUUGUGCUGUAAAUAAAGAACCCCAUCCAAUGACAUUCAUAUUUUAUAAAUAUAACUAUUAUAUCAUAAUAUAGUACAAUAAAACACCCAUAUCCUACAGUCACCAUUGUGCCAUGUUUAUAGAUAUUCUACAUUCUGCAUUUACGUUGGAAACAUCCUCUGAACACAACAACAUGUGUACUUAUAUUCCAGCAGGUUCACCAAGCACACAGACGCCUAGCAGUUGCAGUAUUUACAGUAUUUAACGGAAUCCGGGAACAAAUAUUAAUGUACACCUGCUAAAUGUAUAGCAGGUGUUGCUAGGCAACCUAGGUUUAGUCAAACAAGCCUAUAACCUGUCGACACACUGUAAAAUGUACAAAGUGUAAGAGUUAUUUAAAUGUUUCUGUAAACUAACAAUAAAGAAGUUGGUACAUUUUA